GGGUGGGGCCCAGCGCUCACCCGCGAGCUGAGCGAACUGGGUGUCGCUGCGGUCCACGUCCCCGCGCGGGGCUGAAUCGCUGAAGUGGCUGCGCUGCGGUGCGAGGGCCACAGGCCUGCCGCGCCCGGGUGUGUCUGACACUGCAGAGGAGCAUCUGCCUCUGUCCUACAUGUGCCUCAGCCAAUGCCAUGGCCUGGGAGUGCCCUGCCCAGCCGCUCUCACCUGCAAAGCCAGACUUAAUAUGGCAGGUACAGAAUGCCAAGCCCACAGCUACCCAAGGAGGACAUCAGCCUGGCCUCCCAGUCGGCACUGAGCAGCUGCCUCUGAUCCCUGGGCCAAGCAGAAGGCAACUGUUGAUAGCCUGAAGGGCUGGCCGGCUGAGAGUCUCAGAGACCACCAGCCCUGCUUCCAGCUCACCAGCAAGAUGUGGACAGCCCUGGUGCUGCUUUGGAUUUCCUCCGUGCUCUUAUCUAGAAGCCAUAUGGUGUCUGAGGAGCCGCGACACUUAGUCACAACCAAGAUGUGGCCUAAGGUGGUAAAGCAAAGGAUGCCUAGGGCCACAGAUCCAAGAGCUGAUAAUAAAUCCACCGAGAGAACCGCCACCAUGCCGCCUGCUUCUGUCACAUCGACCACAGGGACCUGGGCAGCCAGCCUGAACUCUACCAAUGUGACAGCAGAGAUGACAACACACUGGGCUAACAUGAGCGCUCCAACACCCAGAGAGGGCACUACGGACAGUGUGACCUCCAGGACUCCUGUACCACCUACAUCGCCAGGCCCCUCGUCUGUGGGGCAGACUCUACCCAUCACCUCUGCUGGGCUUUCCUCUCUCAGCACACCUCGUGCAGAAGUGCCAAGUACAAAUGCCAGGACAUCACCAGGAACAGCCACAGGGGCAACAGUGGCCCCACACACCAUGACUAUUGCUGCAGGCACCAUAAACACAAGCGGUCCCACAAGGGCUCUGAGCCCUACCAAAAGCACACCUACUAACACAUCCACUAUGAACCCCACACCCACCUCAGGUGCCCCAACACCAGGUACCACCAUCCAAGUGACCACAGGACAGCUGGUGUCUAGCACAGGUGGAUCAACUCCUAGCCCUGUAAAUAGCACCCUGGAGCCCACCACCACCCGCCCUGUGACUUCAGUGUCCUCUACAGUAGUGACCACCACCCAGACACAAACCAAGGAGCCAACUGCCAGCACAGUGCCAGUGCCUCCUACCAGCCCGACCCCUGAAGUGGAAGCCACAUCCCCCACCACACAGCCAAGCCCUGCAUUACCUACCCAGGGGCCGGGUGGGCCGGGCACACCCUUGACAACAGAGCAGGUGGAGACCAAAGCCACAGCCAGUACUGCCUCUGCUGGGCCGACACCCAGGAGCUCCGGGGACCCUAAGGUGCCAACCACAGACUCAUGUCAGCUCAGCACCCAAGGCCAGUACCUAGUGGUCACCACCGAGCCCCUGACCCCAUCCUUGGUGAACAAAAUGUUACUUUUGGCGGUGCUCGCACUUGGGGUGACCCUGUUCAUUGCAGUUCUGGUGAUGUUCGCCCUGCAAGCCUUUGAGAGCUACAAGAAGAAGGACUACACGCAGGUGGACUACCUGAUCAACGGCAUGUACGCUGACUCGGAGAUGUGAGGGCCCCAGGAGGCCGGCCUCUUCCAUGGCGACAAACCAAGUGCUUCCAGAUCCUUUCGGUGCAAUUUCAGAGCUGUGUCACAGGCGUAGACACAUUUGAUUGCUGUCAGAUCAACUCCACUAUCAGGAGAGAGCUGCCUUUUCAUAGUUAUUUUUUUAAACGAUCACAUAUGCAAGAGUGGCCAGGGUCGAGGGGACCUGGCCCUCCAUGUGUGAAAUCUUGACCAGAAUUAAAAGCACUGACCGCUCUCCA
Molecule: messenger RNA, 1898 nt
Organism: Onychomys torridus (southern grasshopper mouse)
Lineage: Eukaryota; Metazoa; Chordata; Mammalia; Rodentia; Cricetidae
Gene: C1H11orf24
Product: chromosome 1 C11orf24 homolog
Exons: 4
Coding region: 425-1645 (406 amino acids)
Cellular component (GO): Golgi apparatus
Source: RefSeq, a predicted model, not a curated record